CGCACUGCGCACGCCGGCUGAGCUGGUCUCGCUCCUCGGUGCGAGGUGGCGGAGAGCGAGGCCUGGUGAACACUGCUGAGGCGCGGGUCGGCUCUCCGAGAUUGUGCGCGGGAGAGCACCGCGGGCGGGCGAGCGAGCGAGCGCCUCACCCUAGCAGUGGCACCGGGAUCGGUUGCCUCGAGCUGAAAUCAUGAGCACCCCAGGAAAAGAGAACUUUCGUCUGAAAAGUUACAAGAACAAAUCUCUGAAUCCUGAUGAGAUGCGCAGGAGGAGGGAGGAAGAAGGACUACAGUUACGAAAGCAGAAAAGAGAAGAGCAGUUAUUCAAGCGAAGAAAUGUUGCUACAGCAGAAGAAGAAACAGAAGAAGAAGUUAUGUCAGAUGGUGGCUUUCAUGAGGCCCAGAUUAAUAACAUGGAGAUGGCACCUGGUGGUGUUAUUACUUCUGACAUGAUCGAAAUGAUAUUUUCCAAUAGCCCAGAGCAACAGCUUUCAGCAACGCAGAAGUUCAGAAAACUGCUUUCAAAAGAACCUAAUCCUCCUAUUGAUGAAGUUAUCAGCACUCCAGGAGUAGUGGCCAGGUUUGUGGAAUUCCUCAAACGAAAAGAGAAUUGUACACUGCAGUUUGAAUCAGCUUGGGUACUGACAAAUAUUGCUUCAGGAAAUUCUCUUCAGACCCGGAUUGUGAUUCAGGCAGGAGCAGUUCCCAUCUUCAUAGAGUUGCUCAGCUCAGAGUUUGAAGAUGUCCAAGAACAGGCAGUUUGGGCUCUUGGCAACAUAGCUGGAGAUAGUACCAUGUGCAGGGACUAUGUCUUAGACUGCAAUAUUCUUCCCCCUCUUUUGCAGUUAUUUUCAAAGCAAAACCGCCUGACCAUGACCCGGAAUGCAGUAUGGGCUUUGUCUAAUCUCUGUAGAGGAAAAAGCCCACCUCCAGAAUUUGCAAAGGUUUCCCCCUGUUUGAAUGUCCUUUCCUGGUUGCUCUUUGUCAGUGACACUGAUGUCCUGGCUGAUGCCUGCUGGGCCCUCUCGUAUCUAUCAGAUGGACCCAAUGAUAAAAUUCAAGCAGUCAUUGAUGCAGGAGUAUGUAGGAGACUGGUGGAGUUGCUAAUGCAUAAUGAUUAUAAAGUGGUUUCUCCUGCUCUGCGGGCUGUGGGAAACAUUGUCACAGGGGAUGAUAUUCAGACACAGGUAAUUUUGAAUUGUUCAGCUCUUCAGAGUUUAUUGCAUUUGCUGAGUAGCCCAAAGGAAUCUAUCAAAAAGGAAGCAUGUUGGACAAUAUCUAAUAUCACAGCUGGAAAUAGGGCACAGAUCCAGACUGUCAUAGAUGCCAACAUUUUUCCGGCCCUUAUUAGCAUAUUGCAAACUGCUGAGUUUCGGACAAGGAAAGAAGCUGCUUGGGCCAUCACAAAUGCAACUUCUGGAGGAUCAGCUGAACAGAUCAAGUACCUAGUAGAGCUGGGUUGUAUCAAGCCGCUCUGUGAUCUCCUCACUGUCAUGGACUCUAAGAUUGUACAGGUUGCCCUUAAUGGCUUGGAAAACAUCUUGAGGCUUGGAGAACAAGAAGCCAAAAGGAAUGGCGCUGGCAUUAACCCUUACUGUGCUUUGAUUGAAGAAGCUUAUGGUUUGGAUAAAAUUGAGUUCUUACAGAGUCAUGAAAACCAGGAGAUCUACCAGAAGGCCUUUGAUCUUAUUGAGCAUUACUUUGGGACCGAAGAUGAGGAUAGCAGCAUUGCUCCCCAGGUUGACCUUAGCCAGCAGCAGUACAUCUUCCAGCAGUGUGAGGCUCCUAUGGAAGGUUUCCAGCUUUGAAGCAAUACUCUGCUUUCAUGUUCCUGUGUCAGACCAGGCUACCCAGUCGAGUCCUCUUGUGGAGCCCACAGUCCUCAUGGAGCUAACUUCUCAAAUGUUUUCCAUAAUACUGUUUGCGCUCAUUUGCUUGCCUUGCGCACCUGCUCUCUUAUACACAUCUGGAAAACCUCUGGCUCUCUGUGGGGGAAUACCCUUAUAAUAAAAGGGUAACCAGAACGGCCCACUCUUAUGGAAAAAAUCCCUAGGCUUUGGAGAUCCGCACUUAUAUUAGAGUCAUGGAAAUAUAUACAUAUAAUGUGGCUCCCUUUUUUGUCAGGGAGAAGAGAGGACUCUUCCUCAUUCCCUUUAAAGUGGGGAAAAAAAAUACUGACAUUAAAAGAUAAAACUAAGACCUUUAUCUUGAAUUUCACACAACUACUUGUGACAAGGGAGAUGUUUAGACCUGUUGUGUAUACUUCAGAGUACUUUUCAUGAGUUCUUCCACAGUGAACCCUUGGAUUACCUAGUGGCUUUUUCUAGCCAAAUUUACAUUAAUCCUUAUUGAGACUGGAUGGUUUUCUUUCUUCUAUUGGCGCCAUUCUUCAGAUAUUAAAGUUAAACCAUCCAUCCCUCACCUUCAGCCUUCAGUGAAUGCUUUCUAGUUGUCUGGAAUGCUGAAGAAUUAACACUUUGACUCUUAAAUGUGAUACUGGUUUGCAGAUUCUCUUAAAGCAGAAAAAAGAGGAGCACGUAUUAAUUUGUAUAGCUUUUGCUUCUCUUUGGUCUUAUGUGACUUAGGAUUUGGAAGUGGUUCAGUUCUAAUACUGGUAUGAAGAUUUAGAAUCCUUAGUAAUCAAAAACAUCCUAUAAUUCAGUUAAAAAAUAAGAGGAAAAAAAAAAAAAAAAGGACCUGAACCCUCCAAUUUUCUCAGACUCAACCCAUAUGACUAGAGGCUGUGUUUCUGCAUUACAACAAAUAUUUCAGGCUUUGUGGUCCUGAUCAAGGUCCUCAGUAAAUUGGAGUUCACCCUAGGUGCUUUUCCCCCUGUGACUGGCAGAUAACACAUACUUUUAAAGGAUACUUAAGGAUUUUUUUUUUCUUAGUCAAGUGCAGCUUGAUUCUUAUAUAUUCCUGCUGCAUAUAUGAUCCCUAUGAUGUAGCAUUCUUAAGAAAAACAACCAUCUUCUCAACAUGACCUGCUUAACCCGAAUAAGGGCAGUGAUCUUUUUUUCUAAUAACUUCAUUGUUCCCUACUAAUUUUAUUUAAUCUACUACUAUCUUUCCCCUGUCCCCUAAAUAAAAAUGUGUCCACCUUCUGGCUCAUUUAAUGAUGACUGCAAUCAUAAACCUGCAAAUGGCGCUUCCAGUACUGUGUUCACUGAUCCACAUUUUGCUUGGACUGGAAUGAAAAAAUAAGCUUAAUUGCCAAGACAACUGCAACUGAGUUCAAUACGACUUCUCGGUGCUAGUUGGCCAUCUUGACUCAAUGUUGGGAUACACUAUCAGAGAAGAUUUUUUGAUGAUGAUUCUGUUCAAAAUGAAUUCCGAAGGAAAAGUUGGUGACUUCUGUUUCAGAGUAUACCCUUUUAAACCUCUUUAGACUUACCCUGUUCUAGAGUUCAUAACCCCAAAGUGUAAAAACUAUCUGGAAGUUGCCCCUGACAAGCUAUUGUACUUCUCUGAUGAAUCCUGCUGAAUGUAGGAGAUACUCAGAGCUUUCAUACCUCAUCAUGAUGUUCUUUAAGCAGCCAACUUAUGUGACCUGAUUUAAACUUUUAAAAAACCCACUUCAUUCAAACUAGAAAGAUUCAAAGACAAAGGACAUUUAUCAACCAAGAGUGACGCAUUCUUCGCCUCUAGUCUGUAGUUGUGUCUGUGCUCUGGGAUGGAUACCGUCUGAUGUCUGUUGUUAUUGAUGGAGCAGCCACAGCAAAACUAGUCAACUCCCAUCUAUACUGUUACUUUUUCUAGUGCUGCUUUGUGCUGAGAGAACAUUUUAGUUUACUGCACUUGACUUGUAAAAGACUUUGAUUCUUUGUAAUUUUAGGGAUAAAUUAGGUGGUUAAUUUAAAGAAGAACUUUCAAUGUUGCCUUUACAUCACAUUAAAAUAUAACUUCUUUCAGAAGGAUAAUAGAAGCACUGAUUCAGAGUAAAAAUCUUGUUUUUAGCUUUCUUUUUUUGUGGCUGAGUUUUUUUAAAUUGUAAAUUACUGGUAACAUGUCAUUUCUAUAGGAUGUUUUAAAUUAUGUAUCUUCUAUUGGAUAGUUAAAUUUUUUUUUUCCAUUUUAUAAACCAAUUUGAAUGGAAAAGAAUAUAAAGCACACCAGUGUCUCACCUUGUUAGAGUAGUGUAUGGUGGGAAGUUUUGCUAACAAUUGCAGGUAUCUCAAUGAAUGAAUUAAAACAAAGAAAGUUCCGUUUAACUGAUGUGAUCUGUUUUGUUUAAAACAGAAGAAUUUCUCUCACCUCUGGUCCUAAAAGUUCAUGAACCUUAAGAUCUGAACUGAGCUUUUAUUUUUUUAAGUAUAAAAAUUGAAAUUGACUCAAGAUAUAUCACAACAUAAACGUGUGCUGGCACUUAAUUGAUGAAGCAGCCUUUUUGGUAAUAGAAAUGGCCUUUUUAAGGGUUAAUUGUAAAUCCUAUUUUGUUUCUCUGGAAGAUUCUAUUUAGUUUGAUUUAUUCAAUAUUUUUAUCACAAAAAGUGUGUUACUCAUUACAGAAGUAUAUUGAUUUCAACAGAAGAAAACUCAGUGUAGUUUUGUAUGCUGAUGAAGGAAAGUGACUGUGUUUUUCCUCCCCACUGACCUCCAAACUUUGAAAGUGUAUUCUUUGUAAUGAGAACUUUGGUCGGGGGAGAAAAGUAUUCAAAGAAUUUGGGGUAUAAAAGUACCUGGUAUCUGAAGGACCAGCAGAUAGGUAAUGGUUGAAUGUAGAAAUACCAGGGGAAAGUUGAGAUGGUGGACAGAAAGAAAAGAUUGAGGAGACAGAAUUUUUAGUGGAACACUUUAUGUUGUCACUAACUAAUCAAAAUCCUUUUUAGUUAUUGCCUAUGUCAGUAGUACUGCUUUUGAAAACUGUUGCCCAAGGAUUGUUUCUUCGUAUACCUGAUAAGACUGAUUUGACUUUGGGAUGUUUUCAGCCUUAUUAUUACAGAGGAAAAACCAGCAGUUUUCCCAUAAUAAAUCUAAAUUAUUCCAGGUUGCUGCUGAUUUUGGCUAAGAAAAAAGCAUGUAAGUAUAUUUCAUCAGCCAGACUUCACAACUAAAUCCUCUCAUCAGUGACUACCUAUAGGCAACUUAAAUUUAUUUCUCUAGUGCAAAAUAAACAUUUCAGCUGUUUGAUACCCCAACUUGGGGCAUUAUGAAAAGAUCUUCUUUGGGUCAAGGAAUAUCUUCUCUUUCCUACCGAUUACUUUGGUGAAAAUUGUCUUAUCAAUAGGCAAGUCAUUACAGCUGUUUUAGGGGUUGAAGCUUUUUAUGUAAAUUGGAAAAUUGUGAUGUAUUAGGAUGCUUGUUCACUAAUGAAGGGGCUCACUUUUAAAAAGAAGUAUUAUUUGCCUUCAACUUAUGUUAUAUGCUAACUCCUGCAUUCCACAUUGGCUCAUUUGUGGAGAUGUGUGUGCCUGUAUAUGAAACUCUCAAAUAUUUUGACAUUCUUAAUUAAUAGGACCAUUUCCUUCUGCUAGGUGAACCUGCCCAGGCAGGAUAAUUUUGGGUUACCUUUUCCUAUCAAAAAAGUUAAAUUUUUAAAAAAGUAAUUGAAGACUGGAUGUGACAAGUACAUAAGUAGACUGUAAUAUGAAAAAUAUAACAUGCUUUAUUGUCUGGAAAAGGACAGGCUUGUAAGAAUGGGUACCUGGGCAUCAGAAUGAUGUCUGGUAAAGAAAAGAUAUUUGUAUAUGAAUUAAAAGUAUCAAAUUGUGUUGAAUAUAAAAUACAUCUGGAAGCUUGAGGUAAGCAAAGGAUAUCUAGAUGAAGUUCCAUUCUGUUUUCAAUUAAGUAUAGGUAAAGAAGUCUCUCUUUCUGAAGGUCAAGAUAAAGGCACUUUGUCUUUAUCUGAGCAUCUGUUAUGUUAUGGCUAAGAACUUCCUUUUUCUUAAUCCUCCAACUGCUUGUUUUCUUAAUCCUCCCAACUGCUUUUUGAGGUGAAUAAUUAUCACUCUAUUAUAGAUGUCAAAACAAGACACAUGGGAAAUUACUUUGCUCCAUGGUCACAAUCCUUAGAUACUGGCUUCCAAGGGAGGAGAGAAUACCUACCAAGUUCUGUCUUGAAGAAAGCAGUGCUUGUGAUGUUCUAUGCCUAGGAACUCCACAACUAGACUUUUCAGCAGCCACAGAUGGGCAAGCCUAUUUUGUAGGACCAUUCAUCCUGAUUUCCUCAUCAUUGGCUCUCUGCUCCCUUAGGACAACUCCAUCAGGUAUAAAUUGCUUUUAGUUUACAUAAUCUGGUGUUGUAGGCCCUCUCAACCCAGACGUUUCCCCCCUUUUGUGGUGCUAAAAUUCUGUAUAUCCUAACAAGUACAACAAAGGUUUUUUGUGUUUUUUUAAAAAGGACACCAGAUGUGGUGGCUCACACCUGUAAUCCCAGUGGCUCAGGAGGCUGAGGUAGGAGGAUUGCAAAUUCAAAGCCAGCCUCAGUAAUUUAGCUAGGCCCCAAGUAAUUUGGCAAAACCCUCUUUCAAAAUAAAAUAGGACUGGGGAUAUGGUGCAGUGGUUAAGUACCCUUGUUUCAAUCCCUAGUACAAAAAAAAAAAAAAAAAAAGAAAAGGGGGCAAA
Sciurus carolinensis (gray squirrel) is the source of this 6563-nucleotide messenger RNA. RefSeq names its product karyopherin subunit alpha 1 (gene Kpna1). Gene Ontology annotation, biological process: NLS-bearing protein import into nucleus; postsynapse to nucleus signaling pathway. Lineage: Eukaryota; Metazoa; Chordata; Mammalia; Rodentia; Sciuridae. The coding region runs from base 191 to 1807 and encodes 538 amino acids. The record is from RefSeq and is a predicted model, not a curated record. Gene Ontology annotation, molecular function: protein binding; nuclear import signal receptor activity. The transcript is spliced from 14 exons. Gene Ontology annotation, cellular component: cytoplasm; nucleoplasm; nucleus.